This is a messenger RNA of Colletotrichum phormii, 2094 nucleotides long. Its product is annotated as isoprenoid synthase domain-containing protein. Bases 358 to 1659 code for a protein of 433 amino acids. The transcript has a single exon. NCBI's taxonomy places the organism in Eukaryota, Fungi, Ascomycota, Sordariomycetes, Glomerellales, Glomerellaceae. The record is from RefSeq and is a predicted model, not a curated record.
CCAUCAUGAAGUCUGGAAAGUGACAAGUUUGACCCUUGAUUGUGAUAUCGUUUAUCUUGGAUGACAUCAAGUUCUAGGCUUCUUUUGCCUCGUUGCUGUGCCUCGUGAUUCAAAGUCUACGAGUCGUACGGCUCAGUCUUUCGAAGACGGCUAUAAAGCUCCCGGUUCCAAUCAGUGGCUGAGGAAAUGUUUGAAGCCUCAAGACAUUAAACCAAAGCCUCUUUCUCUCUCUUUGCCUCGGAUAUUCUCUCUUCCUUCUCAGAGGUUGAGUUAUAAACAUCGUCUAAUCACAAACAUUAUCGAGUCAUAGAAGUCCAGGAUCCAGACAACUAGAUCUACCUCACCAAGCCAUCCAUCAUGGCGUCCUCAAUCACCGAGAAGCACACUCCCCAACAAACCACAAUCCAAAUCCCAGAUUUCCUAGCAGACUGGCGCCAAACCGCAAGCUGGCCAUCCCCUUACCCCCCAAACCGCCACCCAGACUCCGACUACAUCAAGUCUGAAUCCGAAAACUGGCUACGACGCUAUUCCUGCUCCACCUCCACCACUAAGCCUAAGCCCAAGUCCAUCAACAAGGGCAUCAACGACCUCUUCAUCUCCAAAAUCAUCGCCGGCGAUUUCCCCGAGAUAGCAUGCCUCAUCUACGCCCACCAACCCACGCGCCACGUCCUCCUCGCCGCGCUCGUCAUGCUCCACUUCUUUGUCAUUGACGAGUUUACGGAUAACGUCGAGGAUACGGUGGACGGCGAGCGGCAGGUGAGGAGGCAGUCUGCUGCCAUGGUCCACGCGUUUCGGCAUCCCGAGGAGAUUGAGGUCUCGGCCACGACGGGGGAAGAUGAAGAGUGGGUGGGCGUCCGGAUGGCGGCCGACAUUGCGAUACGCUACCGCAGCGACGCGGUAGGCGGCACAUCCGACUCGUGGGAUUUCUUUGUGGAUAGUUUCGCAGAGUACCUCGACGGCGUGGGCGACGAGGUGGCGCUCCGGAGGAAGGUGGACGGGAAGGGCAAAGAGUGCGUGCCGAGUCGGGAGGGGUACAUUGCCGUUCGGCGCCUUACGAUCGGUGUCUUGCCGGGGAUGGCGCUCCUCCUCAUUGACCGCGCGAUCCGCCCCAACUUUUGGCAGAUUCCAGCCGUGGACUCGCUGCUGCGUCUCUGCGUCGACAUCAUUAUCAACCAGAACGAUAUCUACAGCUUCGAUAAAGAGCAGGCCAAGGGGGAGGACGGACAUAAUGGUGUAAGGGUCCUCGUGGAGGAGGACGGGGUUGGUGUGCAGGAGGCCAUGACGAAGUUGGGACAGGAGACAAAAGUACUAGUGAGGGAAUUCGUGGGCUUGGUUGAGGAUGGCCCGGCGUUGGAGGACGAGGUUGAUGAUACGAAUUUGAGAAUCUUGCGGGACGGGUGCGUUUCGUGGAUCUUGGGGAUGGAGGUUUGGUCUACGCUGGUUACGAAGCGGUAUGGGAUGCAGAGGUUGGAUGAGGAGAGGAGGUAUACGCCUACAGCGAAGAAAGGAAAGACACUGGUGAAAGAGCAGCAGAAGCAGCAAAAGGAGCAAAAGCAACAGGCUCAGGAGGCUCCACUGGCUCGGGAGGGUAUGAUGAGUUUGAUGAGAAAGUUGCCGGGAGAUUUGAUGUCUCUACUGAGGAGGAUUCUUGGUAUGUAGAGCGAUCUGACGUUAUUGGUUGGUGUUGUGAUGUAAAAGAAUUGGCCUGUCUAGAAAAGCUUAGUUUAGUGUAUAUGAUCUUCGUCAUUGAAUGGUAUUUGAGAGAUGACAAGAGCUCAGCCCCAGCCUCAGAUCUAGAGACAAGACUCGGUCCGGAUCAAAACCACCACACAAGGGCGGAGCCAGCGCCACACCCGUCACACACGUGAUACACACGCCCAGAUCUCACGCGACGAUGAAAGAAGUUCUUCUUAGGUAUAUAUGUCUUGAAUGAAUUGAGAAAUAAAAACUUAUGGGGUAUCGAGUUUGUAUGACUGACACAAAAAGGCCUAGGCCGAAACGACGGGAACACCAACACGAUGGACACAAAGGCACACACACACACACACACACAAAACAGCCCUCUCCCGAAGUCUCACUCCAGCUCAGCAACAA